Molecule: messenger RNA, 2810 nt
Organism: Bubalus bubalis (water buffalo)
Lineage: Eukaryota; Metazoa; Chordata; Mammalia; Artiodactyla; Bovidae
Gene: AACS
Product: acetoacetyl-CoA synthetase
Exons: 19
Coding region: 552-2570 (672 amino acids)
Biological process (GO): lipid metabolic process; positive regulation of insulin secretion
Cellular component (GO): cytosol
Molecular function (GO): acetoacetate-CoA ligase activity
Source: RefSeq, a predicted model, not a curated record
UUAUCUCCUGUUGACUGAGGGCAGGAAUUACGCUUCGCUCGGUGAUGUAUCUGCAAAGCCUGCACGGUGCCCGGUACCCAGCAGGUGCUCAGUAAAUACGGGUAGGACCAAAAGAAAAAAAAAAGAAAAAAAAAUCAAUCCUGAACGAAACAAUACAUGAACGAGCCUGCGGUCUCUACCUCGACUUCCGGCCCUGGUUUAACCCCUUCGCGCUCCAGGUGAGGCUGGGGAGCCGAGCCCAACGCGCCUGCGCAGCACCACCGGGUGGGCGUGCGCAGGUUGUAGUCCCGGAGCAGCGGCAGCACUCCUUUUCGAGGCGCAGCACCCGCGGAGGGUUACAUUCGGGAGAGGCGGGGCCUUCGCAGGCCCGGAGAUUUGGGGGGCGGGACUCACUGGGAGUCCGGGCGGGGCGGCUGCUCCGCGUGCAGUUGCUCCACGUCUGCCUCGCCGCUCGCCCGGGGUCCCGCUCCCCGGCCUCUGCCGCCGCCCCCGGCUCCGUCCCCGGCCUACUCCCGGUCCUCCGCGCAGCCCCGGCCUUCCCCGCCGCAGCCAUGUCCAAGGAGCCGCGGGCCGGGCGGGAGGAGAUCCUGGAGUGCCAGGUGAUGUGGGAGCCUGACAGCAAGAAGAACACGCAGAUGGACCGCUUCCGGGCGGCAGUGGGCGCCGCCUGCGGCCUGGCACUGGAAAAUUAUGAUGACCUGUAUCAUUGGUCAGUUGAGUCGUAUUCAGACUUCUGGGCAGAGUUCUGGAAAUUCAGUGGAAUUGUCUUCUCACGCAUGUAUGAUGAGGUCGUGGACACAUCCAAAGGGAUCGCCGACGUGCCUGAGUGGUUCAAAGGCAGUCGCCUCAACUACACAGAAAACCUCCUGCAACACAAAGAAAACGACCGAGUGGCCCUUUAUGUCGCACGGGAAGGCAAGGAGGAGAUCGUGAAGGUGACUUUUGAAGAGUUGCGGCAACAGGUGGCUUUGUUUGCAGCAGCAAUGAGGAAGAUGGGCGUGAGGAGAGGAGACCGGGUCGUUGGCUACUUGCCCAACAGCGCGCAUGCCGUGGAGGCCAUGCUGGCGGCUGCGAGCAUUGGGGCCAUCUGGAGUUCCACGUCCCCAGACUUUGGCGUGAAUGGCGUUCUGGACCGGUUUUCUCAGAUCCAGCCGAAGCUCAUCUUCUCUGUGGAGGCCGUUGUGUACAAUGGCAAAAAGCACAGCCAUAUGGACAAGCUGCAGCGGGUCGUUAAGGGACUACCAGACCUAAAAAAAGUGGUAUUGAUUCCUUACAUCUCCUCCAGAGAGAAGAUAGACAUCUCCAAGAUUCCAAAUAGCGUGUUCCUGGAGGAUUUCCUGGCCACCGGGCAAGGCGACCAAGCCCCCCAGCUGGAAUUCGAGCAGCUGCCCUUCAGCCACCCACUCUUCAUCAUGUUUUCAUCAGGCACAACAGGAGCACCCAAGUGCAUGGUGCACUCGGCCGGGGGGACGCUCAUCCAGCACCUGAAGGAACACAUUCUUCAUGGCAACAUGACCAGCAGUGACAUCAUCUUGUAUUAUACCACGGUUGGCUGGAUGAUGUGGAACUGGGUGGUGUCUGCUCUUGCCACGGGGGCCGCUGUGGUCCUGUAUGACGGCUCCCCGCUGGUUCCGACACCCAACGUGCUCUGGGAUCUGGUCGACAGGAUCGGCAUCACCAUCCUUGGAACGGGUGCUAAGUGGCUCUCUGUGCUUGAAGAGAAAGACAUGAGGCCAGUGGAAACCCACAGUCUCCAGACACUGCACACGAUCCUGUCCACCGGCUCCCCACUGAAAGCCCAGAGCUACGACUACGUCUACAGGUGCAUCAAGAGCAGCGUCCUGCUGGGCUCCAUCUCAGGUGGCACCGACAUCGUCUCCUGCUUCAUGGGCCAGAAUCCAUCCAUUCCUGUGUACAAAGGGGAGAUUCAGGCUCGGAACCUAGGCAUGGCUGUGGAGGCAUGGAAUGAGCAAGGAAAGGCCGUGUGGGGUGAGAGUGGUGAGCUGGUGUGCACCAAACCGCUCCCCUGCCAGCCCACGCACUUCUGGAAUGAUGAGAAUGGCAGCAAGUACCGGAAAGCGUACUUCUCCAAGUUCCCAGGUGUCUGGGCACACGGUGACUACUGCAGGAUAAAUCCCAAGACCGGGGGAAUCGUCAUGCUGGGCCGAAGCGAUGGCACGCUCAACCCCAGUGGAGUGCGAUUCGGCAGCUCGGAAAUCUAUAACAUUGUGGAAGCCUUCGAGGAGGUGCUGGACAGCCUGUGUGUCCCGCAAUACAACAAGGACGGGGAGGAGAGGGUGAUCCUCUUCCUGAAGAUGGCUUCCGGCCACACCUUCCGGCCUGACCUGGUGAAGCGGAUCCGUGAGGCCAUCCGCCUCGGCCUGUCUGCCCGGCACGUGCCCAGCCUCAUUCUGGAGACGCAGGGCAUCCCGUACACCCUCAACGGCAAGAAGGUGGAAGUGGCUGUGAAGCAGAUCAUCGCUGGGAAGACGGUGGAGCACCGAGGGGCCUUCUCGAAUCCCGAGACCCUGGAGUUGUACCGGGACAUCCCUCAGCUGCAGGACUUUUGAGCCGAGCUGGCCAGCAUGUCCCUCAGCCACAUGCGCCUGCCACAAGGCAUGUGGGAUCUUAAGCUCCCUGACCGGGGAUCGAACCCACACCCCGUGCAUGGGAGGCGAAGUCUGAACCAUUGGAUCACCAGGGAAAUCCCUGUACACCUCCUUUUAUUGUAAGCUGUUUUAUUGUGCUUCGAAGAUACUGUGGUUUUUGUUUUUGUUUUUUUUAACAGAUUGAAGGUUUGUGACAACCCU